Messenger RNA from Canariomyces notabilis, 994 nucleotides. RefSeq lists its product as uncharacterized. NCBI's taxonomy places the organism in Eukaryota, Fungi, Ascomycota, Sordariomycetes, Sordariales, Chaetomiaceae. The record is from RefSeq and is a predicted model, not a curated record. Bases 189 to 884 code for a protein of 231 amino acids. The transcript has a single exon.
AACUGAUUCAUAAGGUUCGCUGGGCUGGGUACCUAUUUCCAGUGGCCAUUUAUACGGCGCUGGCUGUGGCUGUCUGGCAGGUUGGUACCAGAUCUCCCACAGAUGACACCAUAAUCGGCAUUUCCGUGAGCCUAUUGGUCGUUCUGCGAGUGCAACCACUGAAACGAGGCUUCGAUCUUGCCCUACGGAUGCCGACGGACGUGAUGGAGCGGUAUGAUUACUCGCUAUUCUGGCGCCAAUUAUGCGUAGCCACUGCCUUUUUCGCCGGCGCAGGCGUCGCACUAUGGGCUGUUUCGACCAGCCAGCUUCCCGUCGACACGAAAAUCGGUCUGGCGUUGGGCGUCAUUGGGGUCCCGGCCCUCGUAACCUCGACGUGGCAAUACGUAGUAUCCUUUCACCUCUUUCUUUCUUCCAGGAAUUCAUCGAUAGAUGCAAUUCAUGGACGGUCACGGUUCUUGGCCGACGUACUGGAAGUUCUCUCAAGUUUUGCACUGGGAGUUGGACUUUGGAGACUGUUCGACAGCGGCAUGACAGAUGCCACAAAGAUCGGUGUAGCCACUGGCUGUAUUGGUGUUCCCCUCAAACUCAUCGGCUAUUAUGUCAACACCAAGCUUCUAGUCAGCUCGAGCCACUGUUGCUAUCUUCAACCAGUUCCUGGGGCCCAGCUGGGUCCGAAUCUCGGCAGCUACGCGAUCCUCGGCACAAUCAUCUGGAAGCUGAGUACGAGCACCUUGUCUGUUACUACCAAACUGAGCAUUGGCAUGGCGAUUCUUGGAGCGCGGCAAACUCUGCGGGACCGCCUGGCACGAAGGUAUUAUAUAUGUCAUUAUGACCAUAUCGAGGAAGCUUAUAAGUGUCCCGGGAGGCCCUGGUGGGCACUAUAAUUGUAGGAUCCUCGUCGCACUAGGCAUUAUCGGGUGCUCACGACAGCCAGUGAAAGGCCAGGAGGCAGAGUUAAGGCCAGUGGAGGGGGAAGGGUCAGGCGUUAAGAGGG